Messenger RNA from Parastagonospora nodorum SN15, 787 nucleotides. RefSeq lists its product as hypothetical. Gene Ontology annotation, molecular function: protein binding. The transcript has a single exon. The record is from RefSeq and is a predicted model, not a curated record. Lineage: Eukaryota; Fungi; Ascomycota; Dothideomycetes; Pleosporales; Phaeosphaeriaceae. Bases 99 to 707 code for a protein of 202 amino acids.
GAAAAUAGGACCCCUCAUUGAAGCAAACAACAACUUAUACAAUUCACUACAUUUUCACAGACAUCAGUCCUUACCGUCUAAAGUUGAUCUAGACCAACAUGUCUCCUCCUUCAGCUACCACUGCUGUCCCACCACCCGCCUCAAACGGCAGCAAACCUCAUGCCAAGACUAUUACCACAACACCACCAACUGUCUAUCCCAAGGCAGAUGGGUCCAACAUCCCCGCCUGGGUGAAACCAGACCUCACACGCCUCCUCCGCGUCGAGCGUAACCCGGGCUCCUUCGCCAGCCGCUCCAUCUCCCUCGUCUCGCUGCCCGCCAACUCCAUCUUCGCCCGCAUAACAACCCCGACCCCCGCCGUCGUCGCCUACUCCUCCGUGCAAGCCUCGCGCGACCUGCACAUCGAGCUGAACUGCGACCUAGUGUACAUCAACCACUCGUGCCGGCCCAGCUUGGUGUUCGACAUGGCACGGUGGGAGGUCCGCGUGGCGCCAGACAGGGACUUGAAGGAGGGCGACGAGCUGACGUUUUGGUACCCGAGCACCGAGUGGAAGAUGGCGCAGCCGUUUGAGUGUGGGUGUGGGGAGAAGGGGUGCAAGGGUACGAUUAGUGGCGCGGGGGAUAUGAGCGAGGAUGUGCUAGGAGAGUAUUGGUUGAACGGACAUGUUGAGGAGAUGUUGGAGGAGAGGAGGAAGAAUGGCGCGUAGAGCUGGGGAGUUGUCAUUGUUAAGGGUGGCGAUUUGUUGAAAAGUUGGUAGACGGAUAGAGUAGAAAGAUGUGCUUGAAC